AUGGUGGCUGUUUCAUACCCUGAGAUACGGCUGCCCGAACCUUUUGCGAGCAUCCCUAGAGAGAACUUCUUAUUCGGUCCCUCGCCAAUCCAGCACUUGCCGCUGAUGUCAAAAGUUUUGGGAGGGGAUGUUGAAGUGUACGCUAAACGUGAGGACUGUAACUCUGGUCUAGCAUUUGGAGGGAAUAAAACCCGGAAACUUGAAUACCUCAUUCCUGAAGCCUUGGCCAAAGGAUGUGAUACUUUAGUCAGCAUCGGUGGCGUACAGUCGAACCACACCCGACAAGUGGCUGCUGUUGCCGCUAAGCUGGGGUUGAAGUCAGCACUUGUCCAGGAACACUGGGUGGACUGGGAAGACCCUGGCUACACUAAAGUCGGUAACAUUCAGCUUUCACGUCUUAUGGGUGCCGACUCGCGCCUAGACCCAUCGACGUUUGGCAUUGAGCACAAAACCUCCCUCCAGACUCUCACGAAUGAGGUGGCGUCGAAAGGAGGUAAGCCGUACUACAUACCCGCUGGAGCUUCGGAUCAUCCUCUGGGUGGGCUAGGAUUUGCCAGAUGGGCCUUCGAAGUCGAACAACAGGAAGAGCAACUUGGGAUUUUCUUUGACACGAUCAUUGUCUGCACCGUGACUGGCUCGACAUUUGCAGGCAUGAUUGCAGGUUUCAAACUAGCCCAGAAACACGGUUCAAGGCAGCGCAAGAUCAUUGGAAUUGAUGCGUCAGCCAAGGUUCAAGCGACCUUUGAUCAAGUGCUUCGUAUUGCAAAAGCUACGGCUGUGAAGAUAGGACUACAUGAAGACGAUAUCACUGCUGAGGAUGUCAUCCUUGACGAUAGAUAUCAUGCCGGUUGUUAUGGUAUCCCAGAUCAGCAGACUAUUGAUGCGAUGAAAUUUGGGGCUUCCACUGAAGCAUUCAUUACUGAUCCAGUUUAUGAAGGAAAGAGCCUUGCUGGUAUGAUAGACAUGAUAAGGAAUGGUGAAAUUCCGAAAGGGAGCAAAGUGCUGUACGCUCACCUUGGGGGACAGCUUUCACUGAAUGCAUAUUCAUCUCUCCGAACGAGCAAGCUAUGA
Molecule: messenger RNA, 1071 nt
Organism: Exophiala bonariae
Lineage: Eukaryota; Fungi; Ascomycota; Eurotiomycetes; Chaetothyriales; Herpotrichiellaceae
Exons: 2
Coding region: 1-1071 (356 amino acids)
Biological process (GO): amine catabolic process
Molecular function (GO): pyridoxal phosphate binding; 1-aminocyclopropane-1-carboxylate deaminase activity; D-cysteine desulfhydrase activity
Source: RefSeq, a predicted model, not a curated record